Messenger RNA from Mesorhabditis belari, 1527 nucleotides. The record is from the annotation of a GenBank genome assembly. Lineage: Eukaryota; Metazoa; Nematoda; Chromadorea; Rhabditida; Rhabditidae.
AUGGAUCUAUUCAAUAAGAUUGUGGGCAGAAAAUCGCGCUCAAAGUCGCCCGUCAAAAAAGAAUCGACGAGGAAUCAACAAUUCCCAACACCGAUCUCCGCUUCUUAUUCCCAGCAAGCCGCUCAUCAAAUAUCUCCGAAUCAUAUCCCGAAUGGCCGAUUCAGUCACAGUACUCAUUCAAGGGUUAACCCAAAAAAUUACCCAAAUGCGACGCCGAUGCGACAUGGAGAACGGGGAGAACGAGGAGAACACUAUCCGGUACCGGAAUACCCUCCCGUUUGUUAUCUUCCCCUUCCACCGUCGCCCCUCUUUGUGAGUCGAAACACGUCCGGCAACAGUAAUGCCUCAGCGGAAUCGGUGCAAACGUGGAAUUCGGAGAAAAAUGCUGAAGAAUCAUCGUUUUUCCUCAAUGGAACACACACUCCUACACAGCCAGGAGAAUUCGGGGGUUUCCUCGAUUCAGCGCCACAAAGUCCCGUUCAGUCAUCCGGCUACCGGGCCCGUUCACAUUCCCCACAAAAGAGACAUGACAUACCCAGCCAAUACAAUGAAAUGGCAAGGAUAGCGUCGAGAUCAAAAUCACCUCAAAAGAAAAAGGCGGUCGCGCGAACACUUGACUACCUCAACAGUCAAUGUCACCUUGAAGGAUGCUCGGCUACCGUAGUCGUUGAUGCGACAAAGUUUCUCGUUUGUAAACAUCAGCUAUCGCACGCUUCCGAGUACUUUCGGAAUGUUUUCAACGCAGAGGGUGGGCAAAAUGAAGUGAAUGUGGUUGUCUCCGAUAUGUCCGUCCCUUCACCCGCCACACAAUUUCGAUGGUUUUUGGAGAGUUCUGUGCCAUGUCCCGGAUUGAAAGAUAUUUCCGAUGAAACCCUCGAAACAUGUAUGCGAUUGUCGAAAAGAUUUCAAGCGAUCGGUCUCGAGGCUCGGUGUAAUAAAUAUAUUCAUCAGAAUGCUUUAUCAAGGCAACCAAUUGUUGCUUUAUGUUGGUUGAACUGGUGUCUAAAGCAUCGUUUUGAUCUCCAAGUUCAGCAAUCAUGUAUGCCGGCUGUGGCUCGAUUAUCUUUAACAAGUUUGGAACAACAUCGCCACAUGCUUACCGAAAAACUUUUCGGCGAUUUGUUAGCAGCCAAGUUGAGAGCCUGUUAUGACAAGGCGGUUUCUGUCUUUCAAACGAUUCAUAAAAUGGAUCAUUUCACUUGUGAAUUACCCCAAUGCCCUCGAUGUGGACGAACAAAAGAUCACAUGAAAGUGAGAGUGCUCGCCAAUCCAUGCAGGAAAAUGGUUGGCUGUGAGCGCUGCAUGAUGGACUAUGGAUGUGAGAUUGAAGCAAAAGCAGUUACCGAUCUUCAAGCAUAUUAUCAAUGCCCACACGCACUUCUACCAUUGAAUGACGCGACAGAAGAGUGUCACUGUCAGACAUCAAUCCUUUCUUCACAUCUCCGAUCGGCAGCUACGUCGAGUGAUCGGACGAGAGCCACAAGUCGACCACGCCAAAGAAUUCCCAGCGAAAGAUCACAUAAGCCA